Pararge aegeria (speckled wood butterfly) is the source of this 3630-nucleotide messenger RNA. RefSeq names its product DNA-directed RNA polymerase III subunit RPC2 (gene RpIII128). Bases 154 to 3573 code for a protein of 1139 amino acids. Lineage: Eukaryota; Metazoa; Arthropoda; Insecta; Lepidoptera; Nymphalidae. The record is from RefSeq and is a predicted model, not a curated record. Gene Ontology annotation, molecular function: DNA-directed RNA polymerase activity; DNA binding; ribonucleoside binding. Gene Ontology annotation, cellular component: RNA polymerase III complex. Gene Ontology annotation, biological process: DNA-templated transcription. The transcript has 11 exons.
ACAUUUUUGACAAUGACAAGUUGAAUGUGAGGUUCAAAGUCAAAACAUUACAUUUUUGUAUUGAAAAUUUAAAAUUUCAAUCAAAAUAUGAGUAUUUAAAUGAUUGUGUCCGGUUGAAUAUAUCUACAGGCAUGCUAUUUAAUUUUAAAUGCCAUGCUUGAAAAAAAUAUGGGGGAAUUAAAUAAUAAACACACAGAAUGGGAGUCGGCAAAAGGUUUGAGAGACCCAAUAAAAGCUUUAGAGGACAAAUGGAAACUUGUUCCAUCAUUUCUUCAAAUAAAAGGAUUGGUUAAGCAACACAUUGACUCCUUCAAUUAUUUUAUUAAUGUUGAAAUCAAGAAAAUUGUUCAAGCUAAUGAGAAAGUGUUUUGUGAUUCUGAUCCGUUGUUUUAUAUCAAAUAUUUAAAUGCAUAUGUGGGAACACCAGAUUUAGAGGAAGGUUUUAAUGUAUCUAAGCCCACAACCCCUCAUGAGUGUAGACUAAGGGACAUGACAUACUCUGCACCAAUCACAGUGGACAUUGAAUAUAUCCGAGGCAAUCAAAGGGUUAUCAAAAAUAAACAGCUAAUUGGAAGGAUGCCACUAAUGCUAAGAUCUUCAAAUUGUGUCCUGACAAACAAAUCAGAUUUUGAACUAGCUCAACUAAAUGAAUGCCCGCAUGAUCCUGGUGGCUAUUUUAUUAUAAGAGGUCAAGAAAAAGUUAUAUUGAUUCAAGAGCAGCUCUCAAGAAAUCGAAUGAUUGUGGAUGAAUUCAAGGGAGCGGUGCAGUGUCAAGUAACUAGUUCUACACACGAAAAGAAAACUAGGACAAAUGUUAUUGUGAAAAAUGGAAAAUAUGUACUUAGACAUAAUGCACUGUCUGAUGAUAUACCAAUAGCAAUAGCAUUUAAAGCCAUGGGUAUUUGCAGUGACCAAGAAAUAAUGCUGCUUGUGGGCACUGAGGAUAUAGUUGUAAAGAAAAUGGCGCCGUGCAUUAUAGAUUGUCACAACUUAAAAAUUUUCACUCAAAAUCAAGCACUUACUUAUAUUGGAGCUAAACUGAAGGUUAAACGGUUUCAGACAGCCAAUGCAAAAUUUCGAACUCCCAUUGACGAGGCUAGAGAUCUGUUAGCGACAACUAUCCUCGCUCAUGUGACUGUAGAGAAUUACAACUUUUACGUCAAAGCCAUCUAUUUGGCUAUCAUGGUAAAGAGAGUAAUAGAAGCUGAAAACAAUAAGGCUACUAUAGACGACCCGGAUUACUACGGUAACAAAAGACUGGAAUUAGCAGGGUCAUUGUUAGCUCUCAUGUUUGAAGAUUUAUUUAAAAGAUUCAAUUGGGAGUUGAAAUCGAUAGCUGAUAAAAUAAUACCAAAAGUGAAAGCCGCGCCGUUUGACGUUGUAAAACAUAUGAGACCGGACUUGAUAGCUAACGGCCUGUUUACAGCCAUUUCUAGUGGAAAUUGGACAAUCAAGAGAUUUAAAAUGGAAAGGCACGGUGUUACACAAGUUCUGAGUCGCCUCAGUUAUAUAUCGGCUUUGGGUAUGAUGACCAGGGUAAAUUCGCAGUUCGAAAAGACUAGGAAAGUGUCUGGGCCUCGAUCUUUGCAGCCGUCGCAGUGGGGAAUGCUCUGUCCUUCCGAUACCCCUGAGGGAGAGGCUUGCGGUCUAGUAAAGAAUUUAGCCCUCAUGACGCAUAUAACAACAGAAAGUUCCGAAGAGCCCAUCGCAAGGUUGGCUUGUAACGCAGGCGUAGAAGACGUCAGGCUUUUAGGUGGUGAAGAAAUCAACCACCCUGCUGUUUAUUUAGUGUUCCUUAAUGGUAACAUACUAGGUGUAACCAGGCAUUACAAAAAGUUAAUCAAAAUUUUCAGAAUGUUUCGUCGUCGUGGACUUAUAUCUGCGUUUGUGUCUAUCUAUCCGAAUCACAAUCAGCGAACAGUAUACAUUUGUAGCGACGGCGGUAGACUUUGUCGGCCGUAUAUUAUCGUGGAGAAGGGCUUCCCAUUAGUGCAGCAGGCUCAUAUAAACGAGCUGAACAGAGGUAUAAGAAAGUUUCAAGAUUUUCUCUCAGAUGGUUUGAUUGAAUAUUUGGAUGUGAAUGAGGAGAACGACAGCCAUAUAGCGACAGUUGAGGUUGAGAUAGACCCUUAUGUCACCACACAUCUGGAAAUAGAACCCUUCACAAUUUUGGGUGUAUGUGCAGGACUCGUACCAUAUCCACAUCAUAACCAAAGUCCGAGAAACACAUAUCAGUGUGCUAUGGGUAAACAAGCUAUGGGUACUAUCGGUUACAACCAAAAGAAUAGAAUAGACACGUUGAUGUACAAUUUAGUUUACCCACAAUGUCCAAUGGUUAAAACGAAGACGAUAGAGCUGACAAAUUUCGAUAAAUUGCCAGCUGGUCAAAAUGCAACAGUCGCAGUGAUGAGCUACAGCGGUUACGAUAUUGAAGACGCACUGAUUUUAAAUAGAGCAUCCAUUGAUCGGGGUUAUGGUAGAUGUUUAGUUUACAAAAGUGCCAAGACUACUAUGAAACGGUAUAGUAAUCAGACUUCUGAUCGAAUCUUGGGCCCAUCUAGAGACGCUAACACGGGAAAGAUUAUCAAAGCACACGAAAUUUUAGAUACUGAUGGUAUAGCUGCUCCUGGUGAAAUGGUUGAAAAUCGACAAGUGCUGAUUAACAAGCAAAUGCCGCCAGCAACAUUAAACCCGAUCAGUCAAGGGCAACCACAACAAAUAGAUUAUAAAGAUGUACCAAUAACUUAUAAAGGUCCAGUGGAGUCUUAUAUCGAAAAAGUAAUGGUUUCUUCCAAUUCGGAAGACGCGUUUCUUAUCAAAAUCUUAUUGCGUCAGACAAGAGUUCCCGAGAUCGGUGACAAGUUCAGUUCCCGACACGGUCAGAAAGGGGUGACGGGUUUAAUAGUGCAACAAGAGGAUAUGCCGUUUAACGACCGGGGUAUAUGUCCAGAUAUGAUCAUGAAUCCCCACGGAUUUCCAUCAAGAAUGACAGUUGGGAAAACAAUUGAGCUUCUAGCUGGUAAGGCGGGAUUGAUGGAAGGCAAAUUUCAUUACGGUACGGCAUUCGGCGGAUCCAAAGUUCGGGACGUUUGCAAAGAAUUAGAGAAGCACGGUUACAAUUACCACGGAAAGGAUAUUUUCUACUCUGGCCUGACGGGCGAGCCUUUGGAGGCAUACAUCUACUCCGGGCCGGUAUACUAUCAGAAGCUGAAGCACAUGGUGCAGGACAAGAUGCAUGCGCGGGCAAGAGGUCCACGGGCGGUGCUGACCCGACAACCCACAGAGGGGAGGUCUCGGGACGGCGGACUGCGUCUUGGAGAAAUGGAGCGCGACUGCCUCAUUGGUUACGGGGCUAGCAUGCUGCUCAUGGAACGUCUGAUGCUCGCGUCGGACGCUUUCAUCGCCAACAUAUGCGGCACGUGUGGGCGUCUGGCGAGCCGUGCGUGGUGCCACGCCUGCCGCUCCUCAGCCGCCGUGUCCGCUGUGGAGAUGCCCUACGCUUGCAAGCUGCUCUUCCAGGAGCUUGCCUCAAUGAACAUAGUACCUAAGCUUACCCUCAAGAAGUAUUGUUAAGGGUCCCCAUUUUAGAGAAUAAAAUUAAGUAAAGUUCAAUACUGAUUUCAUAACCUU